CGGAAAUCACUUAGGGCCCUCAAAAUUGGUUGAGACGGCAGGACACGAGAGAGACGGCCAAAUAUGGCUUCCGGAACGCCCUACACUGCCGUCGGCGUCAUCUUCCUCUCCGUCUUCCUCGUCGCCGCGGCAUCCGCAGGCCGCACCGCGGCACCUGCGGCCGCGCCGUCGAGCAAGUACUCGCUCGAGGAAGCGUGCGAGCAGACCGCGGGGCACGAGGACCUGUGCGUGGAGACGCUGUCCGCGGACCCGUCGUCCAAGACUGCCGACACUACGGGGCUCGCACGGUUGGCCAUCCAGGCGGCACAGCGGAACGCGUCGGAGACGGCGACCUACCUCUCCAGCAUCUACGACGACGACAGCCUUGAGAACAAGACGGCGCAGCUGCAGCAGUGCCUUGAAAACUGCGGCGAGAGGUACGAGUCGGCGGUGGAGCAGCUGUCGGACGCGACGUCGGCGCUGGACACGGGCGCGUACAGCGAGUCGGAGGAGCUGGUGGUGGCGAGCCAGGCUGAGGUGAGGCUGUGUCAGCGUGGCUGCCAAGCCGUGCCGAACCACCGCAACAUCCUCUCGGCGCGCAACCGCAACGUCGACCAGCUCUGCAGCAUCGCGCUCGCCAUCACCAAGCUCAUCCACGGACCGCCAUCUUGAUACACAGGACGUAGUAAACAUUUAGGGCUUGUUCAUUUCGCCGUUAAUCCAUGUGGAUUGGGUGGUAUUGAGUCGGUUUAAUUCCAUAGCAAGUCAAAAUACAUCCCAAUCCAUCCCAAUACACACCAAUACACAUGGAAUUGAAGGUGGUUCCAUACUUGUAACGUAAUUGGUAACUAAUGAUGACGUUAAAUCAUAUUUGUUUAAGUUUAAUUAUAAUCAGAUACCACAUAAAAAAUUAAUAUCAGACUAUUUAAAUUUAUUACCGCUGGUAUUCAAGUGUGAAUCAUGUGGCUAUAUCAACUUCUAUUGUAAGCAGAUUGAGAGUA
This is a messenger RNA of Zea mays, 980 nucleotides long. Its product is annotated as cell wall / vacuolar inhibitor of fructosidase 2. The record is from RefSeq and is a predicted model, not a curated record. The coding region runs from base 64 to 651 and encodes 195 amino acids. Lineage: Eukaryota; Viridiplantae; Streptophyta; Magnoliopsida; Poales; Poaceae. The transcript is spliced from 2 exons. Gene Ontology annotation, molecular function: enzyme inhibitor activity.